AAGGUGAGGGCGUGAAGGAGACCAGCAGGAAGAGGAGAAAUUAGAGAACGGAAAGAGGGAGGAAAAGGCAGUCUGAAACAGAGAAAAGUUAGUAAGACGUGCUUCAGGAACAAUCAGGCGCCGCGGCCGCCGCCUAAAAAUAUGUGACACCAAGGAGGAUUCUGGGAUUUGUAGUUUUCCCGGGACGUUCGGGUAGAAGAUGGCGGAUUUACCUCAGCUGCGGAAACGCAGACGCUGUUUCCAGUUGCGCAUGCGCUUCGGCCCCGCGAGCGCUCCUCCGGGGGGUGGAGCUAGUGCUCAGGGCGUCCUCGUGCCUUUUCUUGGUGGCGGGAAACCUGGGUUGAGGUGUGAGGGGCUUGCGGAGUCGCUGCGGCAGCUGGUUCCGCCCCUCGCCUUUAGGUCCUCCUUGCUCCUGAAGGUAGCCGGCUAGUUUCUGGUUGUAGGUGAAGGUGCUAGGCGCCGCCAGUCCUGGCACCCGUUGCCUGAGGAGAAACUUUCUCAGGGCGACAACCAGCUCUUGGCCCUUUUUCCUCAGAAUCUGUCGCCCCCAAGAAACAGACAAAAAAUAAACCGGUCUCCUGGCGGGCACCAACGAUAUGACUUUCAGUAUUUGUUAUUGUGGAAGAAGUUAAUUCACCUGAAACAGAGGAGGGGCAACCUGAGUUAUCAGAAAGUGACUUCCUGGCCUUCCCUUCUUUAUUGAUCAGAGGCACACAAAGUGUAGUUUCUAAGCUGAAUGAUGACAACGUUGCAGAAUAAAGAAGAAUGUGGAAAGGGACCAAAGAGAAUCUUUGCCCCACCUGCACAAAAAUCUUACAGCCUGUUACCUUGUAGCCCUAACUCCCCCAAGGAGGAGACCCUGGGGAUCAGUUUCCCAGAGACAGAGGCCAGGAUAAGCCUGCCAAAGGCCAGUUUAAAGAAGAAAGAGGAAAAAGCAACCAUGAAGAAUGUUCCAAGCAGGGAACAGGAGAAAAAAAGAAAGGCACAAAUCAACAAGCAAGCAGAGAAGAAAGAAAAGGAAAAAUCAAGUCUUACCAAUGCAGAAUUUGAGGAGAUUGUCCAGAUUGUUCUGCAGAAGUCCCUUCAGGAGUGCUUGGGGAUGGGAUCUGGCCUUGAUUUUGCAGAGACUUCUUGUGCCCAGCGCAUAGUAUCUACCCAAUCAGACAAGGAGCCAGGAAUUACUGCUUCUGCUACUGAUACUGAUAAUGCUAAUGGAGAGGAGGUACCACAUACUCAAGAGAUUUCAAUGUCUUGGGAAGGUGAAGCUGCCCCUGAGAUAAGGACAUCUAAGCUAGGCCAGCCAGAUCCUGCACCCUCUAAGAAGAAAUCCAAUAGACUCACCUUAAGCAAAAGAAAGAAUGAAGCUCAAGAUGAGAAGGUGGAGAAAACUCAAGGUGGACAUGAGCACAGACAGGAAGACCAACUAAAGAAAACAGUUCAGGAUCAUUCUCAGAUCAGGGACCAGCAAAAAGGAGAGAUAAGUGGGUUUGGUCAAUGUCUGGUCUGGGUCCAGUGUUCCUUGCCAAACUGUGGGAAAUGGAGGCGGCUGUGUGGGAACAUUGACCCCUCAGUUCUCCCAGAUAAUUGGUCCUGUGAUCAGAACACAGCAGAUGUGCAGUAUAAUCGCUGUGAUAUUCCUGAGGAGACCUGGACAGGGCUUGAGAGUGAUGUGGCCUAUGCCUCCUACAUCCCAGGAUCCAUCAUCUGGGCCAAGCAAUACGGUUACCCCUGGUGGCCAGGCAUGAUAGAAUCUGAUCCUGACUUAGGGGAAUAUUUUCUUUUUACUUCCCAUCUUGAUUCCCUGCCGUCUAAGUACCACGUGACGUUCUUUGGAGAAACAGUUUCUCGUGCAUGGAUCCCAGUCAACAUGCUAAAGAACUUCCAGGAGCUGUCCCUGGAGCUAUCAGUCAUGAAAAAGUGCAGAAAUGACUGCAGCCAGAAACUGGGGGUGGCCCUGAUGAUGGCUCAAGAGGCAGAACAGAUCAGCAUUCAGGAACGGGUUAACUUGUUUGGUUUCUGGAGCCGAUUCAACGGAUCUAACAGUAAUGGGGAAAGAAAAGACUUACAGCUCUCUGGUUUGAACAGCCCAGGAUCCUGCUUGGAGAAAAAGGAGAAGGAGGAGGAGUUGGAAAAGGAGGAAGGAGAGAAAACAGACCCAAUUUUGCCCAUUCGUAAGCGAGUCAAAAUACAGACCCAAAAAACCAAGCCAAGAGGCACAGCAGAUGGCCGAGGCAGGACACUGCAGAGGAAGAUAAUGAAGAGAUCUCUGGGCAGGAAAUCCACAGCUCCUCCUGCACCGAGAAUGGGAAGGAAAGAAGGUCAAGGGAAUUCAGAUUCUGACCAGCCAGGCCCUAAGAAAAAAUUUAAAGCUCCCCAGAGCAAGGCCUUGGCAGCCAGCUUUUCAGAGGGAAAAGAAGUUAGAACAGUGCCAAAGAACCUGGGCCUAUCAGCAUGUAAGGGGGCCUGCCCCUCAUCUGCGAAAGAAGAGCCCAGACCCCAGGAACCCCUGACCCAGGAGGCUGGAAGUGUCCCCCUUGAGGAUGAAGCCUCCAGUGACCUGGACCUGGAGCAACUCGUGGAAGAUGUUGGGAGAGAGCUGGGGCAGAGUGGGGAGCUGCAGCACAGCAACAGUGAUGGCGAGGACUUCCCCGUGGCGCUGUUUGGGAAGUAGCUGGUGCCCUUGUGCUCCCUCCUUUUCUCCCUUCUCUGGGGCGCAGGAGGGAGAAGUUGCUAAGUGCUGGGGCUGUUUAUUGGCUAUGAGGUUCAAGUGUGUGUGGUGCAGUUUCUGUGUUAAUAAAGCAGGUUACCGUUGA
This is a messenger RNA of Pongo pygmaeus (Bornean orangutan), 2813 nucleotides long. RefSeq names its product zinc finger CW-type and PWWP domain containing 1 (gene ZCWPW1). Gene Ontology annotation, cellular component: nucleus. Gene Ontology annotation, molecular function: zinc ion binding. The transcript is spliced from 18 exons. The record is from RefSeq and is a predicted model, not a curated record. Lineage: Eukaryota; Metazoa; Chordata; Mammalia; Primates; Hominidae. Bases 737 to 2671 code for a protein of 644 amino acids.